Molecule: messenger RNA, 9890 nt
Organism: Pipra filicauda (Wire-tailed manakin)
Lineage: Eukaryota; Metazoa; Chordata; Aves; Passeriformes; Pipridae
Gene: TACC2
Product: transforming acidic coiled-coil containing protein 2
Exons: 24
Coding region: 222-9389 (3055 amino acids)
Biological process (GO): cerebral cortex development; mitotic spindle organization; cell population proliferation
Cellular component (GO): cytoplasm
Source: RefSeq, a predicted model, not a curated record
UUUGCUCCUCUAGAAUCUGUGAGAAAGCUGAAGGGCUGUCGUAGUUUGAGUCUUCCAGUCCUCCUGGGUUAGAUCCUCUUUUGAUCAAGAAAAGACAGUCUCUCCCUGGAUGAGCAUGAAGUGUGGAUGAGGAACCACAGGGGAAAUUCCAGCAAACAACAGUAAAGCAGCCUGAUUGAUCUCUCUUUAAUUGCUGUGUGAUACUGGCUGUCAGCACCGAAAUGGGCAAUGAGAACAGCAGUGCAGAAAAUGAGAACGCUCCACAAGAUUCAGAAUUAGGCCAACCUCCUGGUAAUGGGCACAGUACAAAUAGGAGCCCUCAGGACAACAGCACAGAAAGGUCUGGAGGUCAGGACAUCUCAGAUCCUCCUCCUCCUGCUGCUGUGCCACCAGCUGAGAGCAAAACCUCAUCAAUGCCAGGACCUAUAAGCAUCGGUAAUGAAGGCAUCAGUAGCUACAGUGCUGAAGAGCUGUCCAACCCAAACUCAAGCGUGGUGUCUUCAGAGGUGACAGGACAGAAUGCUAUCUUGCAAGAGCAAGGAGGACAAACAGACUCUAAUUUCUUAAAGCACUCUAUUGAAGCAAGAGACACAAGCCUGCCUGUCUUAGUGCCUCCUGCAGACUGGGCCAAAGAACACGUCACAGCAGAUCUCACAAGCAGCACUGACAAGUUCCCCACAUCAGAUUACAACACAGCACUGCCAUCACCAGCUCCAGUGAGUGACAAAGAAGAGGGAUUAGCAAAUGCCAAGUCUGUGGACAGAGGGCCAAAAUGUGAUAAUAUUGCUGCCUCCUACACCAAAACCGGCAAGAAUGAGCCCAGAAUGCCAAGCCUGGAGCCCAGCCCUGCUGCUGCAAUCACAGAAAUGCAAGGAGUUGCACAAAUGAGUUUGAGUGAAUUAGGAUCUCCCCAUCAGAGUGAACAGCUGGGUGGCAUGAGGGAGCCACAUGUCAGCACGUUUCCCCGGGGUAAAGCAGCAGGAGAUUAUUUUACUGCUCAGGAGGCCGAGCAGGAGCGAGGAGUUUUGGAAGUAGGUCAGCUGCAGGCAGUAAUGCAGCAAGGUAGACAGGACACAGAUGGUGGAGAGGGUCUGCUAAUGAAAAAGGAAACCUUAAUCCUAAAUUAUCCAGCAACAGGAGGCUCAGACAGUGAAAAAUUUGGAGCAAUUGUGAAUGCUCAGGGCUUCACUGAGAUCAGUGAAGUCUGUAAUCUACAGAUGGGGGCUGGAACAACAGCUAUAGGGAAUGAGGCGAAUCCAGCUCUAUCUGUAAGCAAAAGGAAGCAAUCAGAAGCUUGUACUUUAAUGUCAGAGUUGCCUUCUAACCCUCCAAAUCUCUUCCUGGUACCAAAGCCUGAAGAGCCUUCGAGGGAAUAUGUGCCUGGGAAUGACUCUCAAGAUCCACUGAGGAGCGAAACAGUGAAAACAGCUUCUGAAAAAAACAAAUCCAUUUUUCAAAGAGAGCUUCAAAAGGAGGAUGAGCUUGUUAGUGCUGAGCAUUUCAGUGAGCCUUUAUCAUUUAAGCAAGAGGAAGAAGAAAAAUCAGCUGUCACAACUGAAAGCCCAAAAGAUGAAGCCAGUAGCAAUGAAAUUAUAAAAGCUGAUGAUGUGCCUAGAGAAAGCACCACACUUUCUGAAAUAGAAAGCAUUAUCAGUCCCACCAAGGAAAACUCACUAGUAGAUAAGAGGUUGUUACUGGAAGAAUAUGCAUUAAGUACUUCUUUGAGCAGAUCCACAGAGCUGUAUCAAAAAGAAGUUGAGUCGGAUGUAACAGGAGAAAAAAAUGUAAUCAGAACAGAGGAUACACAAAUGUCAGAAACCAGUGAAUUACUUGAGGCCUCAAGUGAGGCAGGAAGACAACUAUUGAGCUCUGUUAGCAACCAUUACCAGGACACAGUAAAUACCCACUUGGAACACAAUCCUGAAGAAUUCAGCCUUUGUGAAAACCCUUCAACAGGUGACCAAGGGGAAGAAGGUGAGGGAAAGCCUCUGAAUUUAGACAGUAACUUGAAAACACCUGAAGGCAGUCCACAGUCUCUUGGUUGUAAACCUGAACAACAAAUGAGUAAAGAGAAAACAGCUGCCCCAGAUGACCUGGAGAACAAGCUCCUGGCUUCACCACAGUUUGCAAGGGAGGAAUGCCCACGGAGUUCUGGUUGCUUUAACACUGAGCCAGAAGGCAAAACUUCAGGCCAGCCAGGCUGUAACAGGACUGAAAAGGUUUGUUUAGAUGGUGCACACAGUUCACUGCUUCUCUACCCUGGGAACAAUAAUAUUGAGCAGAGUAAGCAGGACGAAUCCUGGGAAAAGGCUAGAGAAGCUGUAUUGGAAUGUGAAUGCAAAGCUGAGAGUCAAGAAAAGCCUGAGAGCUCUAGCAAGUCAGGAGAAAGUGCAAAAAUGCCCAAAUUAAAACUCGAUCCGCGGGGCUUGGACGAGUUGGCAGGGGCUGUGGAUCUCAUGGCUGUGCAAACCGAGGAGGCCCCAUGGGCUCUGGAAACCAAAGGACAGAAUGGUCACACCACUGAAGUGCCUCACAGAGAUCCAGAGCAGGAACCCGCAGCUGCACCAAGCAGUGCUGGGGAUGGAAAACAACAGGAGGAGAAGCACCAAACUGCAGUGCAAAGUUUCAUGGAGGACAAAGAGCUGGCACUGGGAAGCGAACGCAAACCGGGUGUGCCAGUGCAAGCUCAGCUGGAGCAAGUGGGUGCAGAAAGUCACAGAAAUAUGCAGAGGGCUGGCUCAGAAACCCCUGAAGCUGCAGUUGGUACUUCAGGACUUACUGCUCAGCAAGUGCACGUGGAGGAAGGGGGUGGCAGCCACAUCACUGCAAACAACUGCUCCUCUGAGAGUGACACGUGCGGCUCUUCAGAGGCCCCGGAGCGCAGGAUCGGGGAGCUGCAGGAAAAUGCAGGUGUUCCAACUGCUCCUCCUCAGGCAGAGCAAACGGGGCGGUCGGUGUCUGUGGCUGGUGUCACUGGCUGGAGUUCAAAUACACAACUUGAACAACAGGAGCACCAGAGCAGUCUGACAGCUGUCACAGGGGCAGAGGAUCAGGAACACAAAGAAAGGGCCCUACAACCCCAACGGCCGUUGGAGGCAAAUAAUGACAGCAACACACCACAAAUGCCUCUGAACGUUUCAAACAACCUUAAUAAAGGAUCUCCUGUGCUGGGUCCAGCACUGCCCCAGUGCAACUCAGACAGAGCAAAAGAACAGGAGCAGGAUAACAGCAGAGCUGAGGAUGUGUGCAGGGGUGAGCACCAGCAAAACUUUUCUGGUGUGGCCACGCUUGAUUUGCAAGAUUGCAACGAGCAAAACAAAACCGAUCUCCAGGCAGAAGAAAACUGCUGCAGUAAGCAAAACUCCAACAAGCCCGAGCAGGGUAAUAAUUCUUUGAUCUCGGCCAGACAGCAUGAAGCAGCAUGUCAGAGCAAUGCAUUUUGUAAAGAAUCUGACAAGAAUGAACAGCCAGGCAGCGUGUGCAGGAUAGGGGAUAAUACUGCUGAAAGCUGUGCUGCUGCUAUAAACACUCUUCCAGGGACACAGUAUUCGGCAAGUGCCACUAACAUAUCACAGGCUUUGCCAAGUGAUACAGAAAUAGCACAUACUUCUGAUAAUUCUGAGAAAAAUGAUCCUCAAAUAUCUCAUCCAGAAACUCAAAGGAAAAUGCCAUUAAUGGCAAAAAGCUCGAAAAAUAUUCUGACCGCUGAUGGGGAAAUCAUCCAGAAAGAUGGAAAUGCGGAGAUAAGUUGUGAGGACAGUGCUGCUGUGCCAGAAACAAGCAAUAUGAAGCCUGACAAAAGUCCAGGGGCACAAGGAUCUCCUUCACCAUCACGAGCACACGGGGAAGUAAUUCCCACUGAUAAAUUGUAUAAAUCCAGCUGCAUUCAAAAGCCAACAGAGCAGCCUGGUUAUUGUCAAGCAGAUUUUACAGCCCUCUCUACCCAGACCUCUGUAUUCAGCCAUCCCAGUCAGCAACCUGGAAAUACCACAGACAGGGGUACUGGGGAGGAAUCACUAAAUAAUGAGCUGGAAGUUGUAGCAUGUCAAAACACCUUAGAAGGUAAUCCUAAUUUGCAGGUUCCUGCAGGUCCUCAGGUGUCAGCACAUGUGGGUCCUGUGGCAGGUAUGUGUGUGGGUGAAAAAGACUGUCCAGACCAAAGUUUUCAGGGUGAUGGAGACAGAAGUUUCUCCCUGCCAGAGACUUUAAAUGUAGGGCAGAGAACUGGAAACUUAUCACAGUUCAACUCUGAGAAGCUGAAGAAAGAGAUCUCUGCAAUUAAAUCCAAAAAAACAAAAAGUGAGCUAAACUUCAAAGAGCAGCAAAGUGACAGUUCAGCAGAGUCUCUGUUAGCUCUUCCUACUCCAGAAGGGAAGCUACUGAGCCUUUCAUCAUCACAAGAAGGCUGUAAUGAGGAAAUUGCAACCAAUAUCUGCGUAGAUGACAAGCACGGUGAGAUCUUAAAGAAACCUGGGAACACAGAAAAAGUGGAAGAGCUUUCAAAAGAGAAUAAUAACAUAACCAGGCCAGACAUCAGUAUUUCCAAGCAGUCUGCAGAGAACUCUGGAAAGGAGCAUGAGGCUCUGACUUGCAGCUCUCUGGAUAUUGGCUCCAGCAUCCCAGACUUUAGGGAGCACAUCAGCCAGAUAUUUAAAAAAACUGUCCACAGCACACUGAGUGCUGAAUUACCCCAGCUUUUGCCUGAAAACCAUGCAGGCUCCAAGCAGAGUCCAGUGGCCAAGGAUACAGCAGAACUCUGUGGUGCUGAGAACUUUUCAGAACCAAACAGGGCGGGCAAAGGAGCUCCCGAGGGCACCUCAGAAGCAGAGGGGCAAGAGUUAUCUUUAGCUGCUGAGACUUCCUGCAGAGCUGCCGAGGGCAAAUCUCUGCAGCAAGAAAACACCGUGGCAGAGCUGCCACCAGCAAGUCUCCAGGACACUGAGGAAAACAGGCAGCCCAGUAGCUGUUUAGAAGUGGUCCCUGGCUUGGAUGGAGCUACACCUGCUGAACGUGCUCCGGGAAAUCUGCAAAAGCCGGACAAGCCCACUGAGAGCAGUGGGAUGGAAAGAGAGGAAGGCGUGUGCGCUGGUGGCGUUGAUCCUGAAUCGCUAAUAAGCUUAGAGAUAAAGAAGCAAGGACCAGCUUCAUUUGAUGGGGCAGCAGCUGAGAACUUCCCUGCGUAUUCCGACAGUCAGCAAGGACCCGCCGGAGCUGUUAUCCCUGCGGGCGACGCGCGGCAGAGGGACAGAGAAGAUGCUGCUGCCACAGAGGGAAAUAACUUAAUUACAGGGCGUGGUGCAGAACCAGUUUCAUCUGAGGAGGAUGUGAGCCUCGCUUCUGAAAGGUGCCAGGAUCCCAAGCCAAAUGAACAGGAGGGAAGUGAGCACGGUGAUCCAGACGCUGCCAAGAGCAUCUCUGACAUGGCCGCUUCAACCCUUGUCCCGGGAGGAUCUUACAGCCACGGAAAAUUGUCAGACAGUUUUAAUGUGUCACCCGAGGGAAAUCGGGAGACGCACGUUCACGGCAACUUCAUGGGUGACAUUAAGUCUCAGGAUGACAUGCAGGUGGUACAGGACGAUGCAGUAAAUAGGAAAUGCUUGGAAACAUCUGAAAAUUCACAAGAUGCACAGCAGGAAAAGAACGUGACUGUGCAUGGGUUAAUAGAUUACUUAAAAAAUGAAGUAAGCCAGGAUGAUUGCGUGCAAACUGACUCUAAAGUAGAAUCUAGCAGUAUGACUGAGGGAGAUGCUAAAGAGAACAGUGACACAGUGAUAAGCACGGCAAAGGCAGGUAACGAAAAAACUGGAGACGUCCCUGAAACAGGUACUGCAAGGAUGUUAGUCACUGGGGAAGACAACAUAGCCAUAAACACAAGCACUGGAGACCAGGAGGCAGACCUGUUCAAAAAUCACCCUCCAACCCUCCCUGUGGUAGAGCAGAGUGAGCCUUCUGCACGUGCAGAUCUCACUGUUGCUGAAAAUCGGCCGAGCAAGAUGAAUUCAGAACGUGAAAGCUCACUUCAGGAUGCCAAAGGAAAGCUAUCACCGCCUGCAUUAACUGAGCCUAAGAGCCUUGACCUCAGUGAACUUCAAAACAUGGCUGUGGCAGGAUUACCUCCUGAAAGCCCUCCUGGGCCAGGUGAUGAUACACAGUUGGCUUCUCCCCUCGACCCUUCCGAGCAACCCUUUGCUGUUCCUGUGGCGUCUGGAAAUGUUGGCCCCGUGGGUGCUGCAGAGCUGACUCCAGACAGCGCUUCCAAGCCUGACAGCUGCAAAGAAGUUGAUAACCACGUUUCUGAGGAUGAACCUUUGGCUGCAGCCCCUGGUGAUGAUGUAGAACUGCCUGCUCAAGAAACCGAGGGUUUCACAAGGGAAAAAAAGAGGAGCUCUGACUCUGAAGAAGCAUUUGAGACCCCGGAGUCCACUACACCUGUCAAGGCACCACCUUCACCUCCACAGCCAGCCCCUGAAGCAGCAGCAGCUGUGGUUGUUGCAGACACAGCAGAGCAAGAAAUAAAACCCCAGCUGCCCUUAGAAGACACAGGAUUAUGUUCAGAAGCUGAACCCGUAACCGAUGUGUCACACAGUGAACCAGUCCAAGAAAGCCCUUUCCGUCCCCCUUGCCAUUCUUUUUCCACUGUCUUCGACGAGGACAAGCCCAUAGCCAGCAGUGGGACUUACAACUUGGACUUUGAUAACAUUGAGUUGGUUGAUUCUCUCCAUGCCUUAGGACCGAGCUCUGCAGAACCCAAGAGUCGUGACCCCAAAGCAAAUGUUCGAAGAAAAUCCACUGAUUCAGUCCCAGUUUCCAAAUCCACGUUGUCUCGAUCUCUCAGCUUGCAAGCCAGUGAUUUUGAUGGAGCAUCUUACCUUGGCAACAGCGAGACAUUAGCACCGUCAGCAGAUGUGUACGGUACCGGUUCAAGCAGCGCUUCCAGCACCCUUAAGAGAACAAAAAAACCCAGACCAGCUUCCUUAAAAAAGAAGCAGUCAGCCAAAAAACCUCUGGACGCUCCACUGGUGAAGGAAACCCCACAAGAACCUUCUGACCUUGGCCAAGCAGCUUGUGCCCCAGGUGAGGAUAAAGGAGUAUCUGAAGGCAAGGCUGACUCGGUGAAGCCCGAAUGUACUGAACCUUCCAAAAUCUCUGCUGAGAGAGAGGAGGCCCUGCCUGUGCCUGAAGGAUCUGACUCUUUGGAUCCAGACCAUUUUGAAGGGAUUAGUGCAUUUAGCAGCGGAGGCAGCAAAGUGCAGAACUCCCCCCCUGCCAGCAAGAAAACACUACCUCUGACAACGGCACCGGCGGCUGGGGAGGUGACUCCGCCGGACACCGGGGGACAGGAGGACCCUCCGGUCAAAGGCGUUGCAGUGAGGCUGGAGUUUGAUUAUUCUGAAGAAAAGGGGGUGAGUGAAGACCAGCAGGAGAGCACUCCCCCUCCCAAAAAGGCAGGUAAAAAGCCAGGUGCUAAAAUGCCACUACGGAGGCCAAAGACUAAAAAACCCGUGGAAAAGCUUGACAAUGCUCCGACCACUCCGACCAAGUCCCCCACUGAUCCAAACGAAAUCCCCAUCACAAAAGGCUCUUACACUUUUGACAUUGACAAGUGGGAUGAUCCCAAUUUUAACCCCUUCUCCUCUAGUACAAAAAUGCAAGAGUCGCCCAAACUGCCUCAGCAAACGUACAGUUUUGAGCCAGACAUGUGUGAGGACUCCAUUGACCCUUUCAAGUCUUCUUCUAAGAUAGCCAGCUCGCCCUCCAAAUCUCCAGCUUCCUUUGAGAUACCAGCCAGUGCCAACGAAACGAACGGGACAGAAGGAGACAACCUGAACAAACCUGCGAAAAAGAAGAAGACGCCACUGAAAACGAUGGUAGAAGAUGUGAUGUCUGUAUGUUCUCUGUUUGAUACAUUUAGGGUGAAAAAAUCACCAAAAAGAUCCCCACUAUCAGAUCCUCCUUCUCAGGAUCCCACUCCACUGCCAACUCCAGAAACUCCUCCUGUCAUCUCCACGGUGGUUCACGCGACAGAUGAGGAGAAGCUGGCGUCUUCAGUGACGGGUCAGAAGUGGACCUGCAUGACUGUGGACCUGAACACGGAUAAGCAGGAUUACCCCCAACCCUCUGACCUGUCCACCUUUGUCAAUGAGACCAAGUUCAGCUCUCCUACAGAGGAAUUGGAAUAUGGCAACUCAUAUGAAAUAGAAUAUAUGGAGAAAAUAGGCUCCUCUGUGCCUCAGGAUGAUAGCACCCCGAAGAAACAAUCUUUGUACCUAAUGUUUGAUGCACAGCAGGAGAGCCCAGUCAAAUCACCUCCCAUCAGAUUGUCUGAUUCCACAACUCCGUGCUCAGGGUCAAGUUUUGAAGACCCUGAAGCCCAGCAAUCCUCUGGAAUGAAAAUCCAACAUCCAGCUUCCCGAGUCCUUGGUGCCAGCCAAGAGGCUCACCUGCAGUCAGCUGACAAGUCCAAGCAGAAGGACCUAGAACCUAUGACUCUGGGGACAACUCCAGAGGCUAUUGAAAUAACAUCUCCUGAAGACUCCUUUGUCUCUGCUGAUGCUCUUCUCAAUAGGAUAUCUAAGAAAACCUCAAUAUGUGAUCAGCCUGAAUAUCUAGAUCCUGACUUAGCAGAAAAGAACCCCCCAGUAUUUGCUCAGAAACUUCAGAGAGAACCUGCUAUCCCAGCAGAUGUUUCCAUCUCUAAAAGUGCACUCUACUCCCGGAUCGGCGCCUCGGAUGCGGAAAGCACCACGGCUCUUCUCUACCCCCAGCAGGACUUAGACUCAGCGCUACGACUCGCCAGAGCAGAGAUUGUGGCCAAGGAAAGAGAAGUAUCUGAGUGGAAAGAGAAAUAUGAAGAAAGCAGAAGGGAAGUGAUGGAAAUGAGGAAAAUAGUCUCGGAAUAUGAGAAGACAAUUGCUCAGAUGAUAGGCAAGCCUGAGGAUGAACAGAGGGAGAAAUCUGUGUCCCACCACACCGUUCAGCAGCUGAUAGUGGAGAAGGAACAAGCUUUGGCAGAUCUGAACUCAGUGGAGAAAUCUCUGGCAGAUCUUUUCAGGAGAUAUGAAAAAAUGAAAGAAGUAUUGGAGGGGUUUCGGAAGAAUGAAGAAGUGUUAAAGAAGUGCGCACAGGAAUAUUUAUCACGAGUAAAGAAGGAAGAGCAGAGGUAUCAAGCUCUCAAAAUUCACGCUGAGGAAAAACUGGACAGAGCCAAUGCUGAAAUUGCACAAGUGAGAGGCAAAGCUCAGCAGGAGCAAGCAGCGUAUCAAGCCAGCCUUCGCAAAGAGCAGCUGAAAGUGGACGCCUUGGAGAGAACACUGGAACAAAAGAAUAAAGAGAUAGAAGAAUUAACAAAGAUUUGUGAUGAACUGAUUGCCAAAAUGGGGAAAAGCUAACUUUUAACCAAAUUUCUGGACUUCGAUCCUGAGUGCAAUAUGACCAUUGGCACACUGAUGUCCAUACAUUUAUGUGGACAGGUUAUAUUUUCACUUUUUCGUAUGCACUACUGUAUUUUCUUUCUAAAUAAAGUUGAUUUAAUUGUAUGCAGUACUAAGAUGACUAUCAGAAUUUCUUGCUAUUGUUUGCAUUUUCAUAGUAUAAUCCAUAGCAAGUUGAUCUCAAAGUUCCUGUAUCAGGGAGAUUGUCAAGUUCUCUAAGAAAUUACAAAUUGCUGAUCCUAGCCUUCCCUUUGUACAUGAGUUCCCAUGUUGGAUGUCUUUUGGAUUUAAUAUAAACAUGUAUUACUUGCAUGGGGACUCUUGCCUUAAGGAAUGUAAACUUUAUCUGCAUUUGCCGAUUUGUAAAAUAAAAUUAAAAAUAUUAAAAAAAAAAAAAAGAAAAUGCAUGUCACAAAUGAAAUUCUCUAUUGUAAAUAAAUUUUUUCGUUGGAAGUUGAA